Dinoponera quadriceps is the source of this 1516-nucleotide messenger RNA. RefSeq names its product probable low-specificity L-threonine aldolase 2. Gene Ontology annotation, molecular function: L-allo-threonine aldolase activity. The coding region runs from base 184 to 1347 and encodes 387 amino acids. The record is from RefSeq and is a predicted model, not a curated record. The transcript is spliced from 4 exons. Gene Ontology annotation, cellular component: cytosol. Gene Ontology annotation, biological process: glycine biosynthetic process; L-threonine catabolic process. Lineage: Eukaryota; Metazoa; Arthropoda; Insecta; Hymenoptera; Formicidae.
GUCCUUUGUCGCUGUGCGGCAGAAGAACAGUGGAGGCUAGCCCGCCGUUAGAGCUGUAUUGUUGUAGUGUUUCUCUACGAAAUAAAGGAGUCUUUCUUAAUCUCUGUGCCGAGCACUCAGUGUGCACAUGCCUAGAUUCCUCCCGGGCUAUCCAUCCAACCUCCACACUAGUGUAUCAGCAACAUGUCCACAUAUGGCGGUAUCAACGAGAAUAUUGAAGAUUACGCGCAGGAAAAGGAUGCCAUCAUAGUCGACUUACGGAGCGAUACGAUUACAAAACCGACGGAAACAAUGAGACUGUCCAUGUUUCUAGCGUGUGUGGGAGACGAUGUCUAUGAGGAAGAUCCUACAGUGAAAGAAUUACAAAAAAUGGCCGCGGAAUUACUUGGAAAAGAAGACGCGUUGUUCGUCAGUACCGGUACGAUGGGAAAUUUGAUAGCUAUCAUGAAUCACUGCGACGUGCGCGGCAGCGAAGUCUACUGCGGCGACAAGUCGCAUGUGUUUCAACACGAGCAGGGUGGUGCCGCGCAAUUAGCCGGCGUAAGCCUCUACGUCCUGCCGAAUAACAACGACGGCACGUUCGACUUGAAGAAGCUGGAGGGCGCGAUUCGCAGUGAUAGAUUGCACGAACCGAUCUCGAAAUUGGUGAUAGUGGAGAACACGAUUAAUGGGAUAAUCGUGCCUCAAUUGUGGGUGGAGGAGUUGACUGCGGUGGCGAGGAGGCACGAUCUUAGGAUGCAUUUGGACGGGGCGCGAUUAUGGAACGCUUCGGUGGCUUCAAAGAUCUCGGCGAAGGAUCUCGCGGCUCCGUUCGACUCGGUUACCUUUUGCUUGAGCAAGGGAUUGGGCGCGCCGGUUGGCUCCGUGCUUUGCGGAAGCAAGAGCUUUAUCGCCAAUGCGAGGAGGAGGAGGAAGGUGCUGGGCGGUGGGAUGAGACAGGUCGGUGUAAUCGCCGCAGCCGGGCUCGUCGCCCUGGAAGACUCGAUACCGCUAUUAGAGGAGGACCACCAAAGAGCGUUGACGAUCGCGCAGGCGAUCAAUGAGAUGAAUUCCAAGGUGUUCACCGUAGACAUGAGAUCCGUGCAGACCAACAUGAUAUUCGUGGACGUCAAUUCCGAGCGCAUAUCCGCGGUGGAUUUCAUGAAGAGACUCCAUCAAGUAGAACGGCCCGAUGAGGAUGACAGAAUUAUAAUCCGGUGUCUCGCUCUAACCAACAAAUUGAUCAGAAUCGUUCUUCAUUACGAUAUCAAUGAUCCGAUGAUGUACUCUGCUAUACGCAAGUUAAAAUACGUCAUCAAAGAGAUGACGACUCUUCAUGGAGAUGACUCUAAGUCUCCUGAAAAUUAACUGAAAAAGAGGCGAUAACGUAUUAAAUAUUUAAUGAAUAAAAGUAUAUAUAUAUAUAUAUAUAUAUAUAUAUAUAUACUCGUAUAUAACACUCUUCCCAGCAUAUUAAUUUGACAAAAUAGAACAGCAUAUCUGAAUUUUUUUCAUUUUAUAUAUUUCCACCGACUUC